This is a messenger RNA of Aureococcus anophagefferens, 1728 nucleotides long. RefSeq lists its product as hypothetical. The record is from RefSeq and is a predicted model, not a curated record. Gene Ontology annotation, molecular function: protein binding. NCBI's taxonomy places the organism in Eukaryota, Pelagophyceae, Pelagomonadales, Pelagomonadaceae. The coding region runs from base 1 to 1728 and encodes 575 amino acids. The transcript has a single exon.
AUGAGCGCCAUCAGCGACCGCGAGCCGGAGCGGCCCUUCCGCGUCGUCGUCUCCGCCGGCGACCCCGUGCCGCGGCCCGCCGAGGGCGACGACGGCGCCGCGGCGCCGCCGGAGCCGGAGCCGCAGGGCGGCGGCAAGGUCGCCAUCGUCGAGGUCUGGCCGAGCGACGCGCCGCCGGGCCCGCGCCUGAGCCUCUUGACGACCUUCGAGACGCCGAGCCGGCCGCUCGCGCUGACGCUCGCGCGCGACGGCCGCUGGCUCGCGCUCACGCUCAGCGACGGGUCCACCGCGCUGCACCGGCUGCCGUCGAUGGCCGCGAUGCCCGACGGCGACGUGGACCGGAAGAUGGAGCGCAUCUCCGAGGAGCAGGCCGUGGAGUGGCGCGCGGAGUACGACAAGGACCUCGCGGACGUGGGGCGGCCGACCUUCGCGCUGCCCGCGCCCGAGCGGCCGACGCGCGUCGCGCGGCUCCCCGCGGAUCCGGGCGCGAAGGCGCCGUCGCGGCCGGCGACGCCCGCGCCCGCCGAGGGCGACGAGUUGGACGAGGAGCCGCCCGUGGAGGUGCCGACCUUCCACUUCGUGGGCUGCUACAGCGCCGCGGAGGGCUGCGCGACGGACGCGUCCGUCGUGGAAGUCCGCGCGUCGUCGAACGUCGUCCGCAAGCACGGCCUCGGCGCGCUCCCGCCGCCGCCGGCCGAGGGCGAGGGCGCGCCGCGGCCGCCCCAGCUCGCGUCCUGGGCCCUGCCGGCGGCGGCGACGGCGUCCGCGGUCGCCGUCGACGCGCGGCGCGGCGCGGACGAGCACGCGGUGCUCGCGCUCGGCCUCGCGACGGGCGCCGUGCUGCUCUGGGACCUGCACCUCGAUUUGUGCCGCCGCGUGCUCAAGCGGCACCAGGCGCCCGUGACGUCCAUCGCCGUGCACCGCCACAAGUACCUCGUCGCGGGCGCGGGCGACGGCCGGCUCCACGUCUACGACCUGGCGGUGCCCGGCGAGGCGCGCGCGGCGUCCGGGGCCUUCGUCGCGACGGAGCCGGCGCUCGUCGCCUGCCGCGCGGACCUCGCGGCGCCCGUGACCAAGGUGCUCUGCCUCGACGUCGCCGCGCUCGCCGUCGCCGCGGACGGCAAGGGGUCGCUCGCGUUGUACGACCUCGCGAACGACGGCGUGCUCGGCUGCCUGAGCCUCGGCGACGGCCAGGCGCCGCGGUCCGACGGCGACCACGCCGUGGCCGCCGGCGACGACUGCGUCGUCGCGACGUCGGCCGCCGACGGGCGGGUGCACGUCUUCGCGGCGCACCACCUCAUCCUCCAGCUCUGCCCGGGCGUCAACGCGGCGGCCGGCGGCGAGAGCGACCCCCUGACGAUCCUGCGCCUCUUCAGCAACCCGGACGGCGGGCCGGGCGACUUCGCCGCCGAGCCGCCGCCGAGCCCGCCGCCGGGCACGGCCAAGUCGACCGCGAAGCCCCACGGCGCCGAGAGCCGGACGUCGCUCCAGUCCGCGGACACGCACAAGCGGUCCCACCGCGGCGGCAACGUCUUCGCCGAGCUCACGGCGACGAACGUCACGGCCCUCGACGGCGACUUCGCGCCCCAGCUUCCCGGGGGCGCCUUCAUCGACACGUACGACCUCCUCCAAGACGCUGUCGCAGACAGCGUGAAUGGGCGCGCGGCGCGCGAGUCCACGCUCGCGUCCAUCCUCAAGUCCAUGCAGAAGGCCGGCGGGAGCUCCUAA